UCUGCUCAUAUUUCCUGUCAGUGAACUCCAGGUUGUUCAAACAGCAGUGAUUACUUCAGAGGGGUAUGUUACUCAUUACACAUAGCACUAGAACCUCUUUGCCUUUGAGUAUAAGAAGGUGUGUGAGCACAGUCACAUUCUUCACAUUGUGUUGAGCCUCACAGAGCUGCUGCAGACUCCGGUGCACAUUGGUAAAGGAGGAACCAGACCUUCUAGAAAACAUGGACUUCACUGGAACAUGGCAGGUCUACUCUCAAGAGAACUACGAAGAGUUCCUCAAUGUCAUGGGACUCACAGAAGAUGUCAUCAAGAUGGCCAAGGAUAUCAAGCCAAUUACUGAGAUCAAGCAGAAUGGCAACGACUUUGUUGUCACCACCAAGACCCCUGGAAAGUCUGUGACCAACUCUUUUACCAUUGGCAGGGAGGCCGAAAUCACCACCAUGGAUGGCAAAAAGGUCAAGUGUACUGUUAACCUGGAGGGUGGCAAACUGGUCUGCAGAACCGGAACGUUCUGCCACAUCCAAGAGCUCAAGGGAGAAGAGAUGGUUGAGACUUUGACCAAGGGGUCAACAACCCUCAUCAGGAAGAGCAAAAAGAUAUAAACCUGGCACUGAAGAAACCAGUCUAUUUAAAUAAACAUUUUGCUUAAUAAAUGUGGUUUGUGUCACAUUCUUGUCCAAAUGCCCAUGCA
This is a messenger RNA of Monopterus albus (swamp eel), 691 nucleotides long. RefSeq names its product fatty acid binding protein 10a, liver basic (gene fabp10a). Gene Ontology annotation, molecular function: lipid binding. The transcript is spliced from 4 exons. Lineage: Eukaryota; Metazoa; Chordata; Actinopteri; Synbranchiformes; Synbranchidae. Bases 222 to 602 code for a protein of 126 amino acids. The record is from RefSeq and is a predicted model, not a curated record.